This is a messenger RNA of Betta splendens (Siamese fighting fish), 975 nucleotides long. Its product is annotated as olfactory receptor 13C2-like. Gene Ontology annotation, biological process: G protein-coupled receptor signaling pathway. The transcript has a single exon. Gene Ontology annotation, cellular component: membrane. NCBI's taxonomy places the organism in Eukaryota, Metazoa, Chordata, Actinopteri, Anabantiformes, Osphronemidae. The coding region runs from base 1 to 975 and encodes 324 amino acids. Gene Ontology annotation, molecular function: G protein-coupled receptor activity; olfactory receptor activity. The record is from RefSeq and is a predicted model, not a curated record.
AUGCCAGAGGGAAACCACAGCACCUUGACUGAAUUUGUCCUUUCUGGAUUUCCAGGACUUCAGCCACAGUACGAAAGCCUUGCGUCGGCUGUGCUGUUCUUAGUCUAUUUCUUUACUAUGAUUGCGAAUGCAACAGUUCUGUUUUUAUUAGUGACUGAUCGUUCCCUUCAUAAGCCCAUGUAUUACAUAAUUUUGAAUCUGACUGCUUGCGACAUUCUUUUCAGCACCACUACUUUACCAAAGAUCAUCAGUAAGUAUUGGUUUCAGUCAAGGACCAUUUCAUUCACUGCUUGUUUUGUGCAAAUGUACUUUGUUCAUUAUCUGGGCACAGUGAACUCAUAUAUUCUCUUUCAAAUGGCUCUAGACAGAUAUUUGGCUAUCUGUCGUCCACUCAGAUAUACACUGCUUUUCAAAACCUCAACUGUCCUCAUCCUCAGUGUUACUGCAUGGGUUGUUGCCAAGGCAGGAGCUUUAAUGAUGGUCAUCAGGGCGUAUCCGCUUCCAUACUGUGCCUCAAACAUAAUCAGUAACUGCUACUGUGAUCAUAUUGGAAUAACAUCACUGGCAUGUACUGACAGGGCUGCAUAUAGCAUUCCUGCUUUUGUGAAUGCAAUGAUUAUGUUACUGGGGCCUCUAGCAUUCAUCAUUUUCUCAUAUAGUUGUAUAAUUAUUGCUGUGCUUAAAAUAGCAAAUGUACAAGGUCGUCUGAAGACUAUGUCUACUUGUAGUGGUCAGCUGAUUAUAAUCUCACUCUAUUAUUUACCCAGAUGCUUUGUAUAUUUAGCCAGCAACAUAGGAAUUACCUUUAGUGCUGAUAUGAGAAUAUUAAUUAUAAUGCUCUAUAGUAUUUUACCCCCGAUGAUAAAUCCACUAAUAUAUUGCUUGAGAGCGAAAGACAUGAGAGAAAGCUUAUUGAAACUUUUCAGGAGGAAAACUGUUUCACAUAAAGUACAGAUUUCAGCUAUGACUGACUGA